Molecule: messenger RNA, 3192 nt
Organism: Closterium sp. Yama58-4
Lineage: Eukaryota; Viridiplantae; Streptophyta; Zygnematophyceae; Desmidiales; Closteriaceae
Source: the annotation of a GenBank genome assembly
AUGUCGAGCCUUUGUCCGCGAUACUUUUACCACCCCACCUCGCGCCGUGUCUUUGCCUCUCAGGACGUCACCUUUGACGAGUCGGUACCCUUUUACCGUCUCUUCCCCUACCGCACUGCCCCGCUUCCCCCCCCGCCGCUCUUCCUCACCCCAGGUGUCCCGUCGGUAGACCCCCUCCCUCCCCAGGGUGCUGCUCCCUCAGGUGUUUCCCAGGUAGACCCGGUCGAGCCUGUCGAGGUAGCUGUUGACUCUGGUCCUGCGCGAGGUGCUGAGCGUGCUGAGCCUGGUGGUGCUGGGUCUGGGGGUACUGAGCCUGGGGGUGCUGAGCCUGGGGGUGCGGAGACUGGGGGUGCUGAGCCUGGGGGUGCGGAGACUGCGGGUGCUGAGCCUGGGGGUGCUGCGACUGGGGGUGCUGAGCCUCGAGGAGCUGAGGCUGGGGGGUCUGCUGGAGUUGGGGCUGGUGGCCCUGCGGGUGCAGUGUUGCAGCCGGAGCCUCCCUCCCCUCAGCGGCUACGUGAGUGGUACGCUCGGCGCUGCAGCCUCCGGAGUGGAGCUCCUGGUGUUGAGGUACCGCCAGCUGGAGGCCCUGCUGCUACUGGAGGUCCUGGAGCUGCUGGAGGUGCUGCUGGUGCUGGUGCUGCUGGAGGUGCUGGAGCUGCUGGAGGUGCUGCUGGUGCUGGUGCUGCUGGAGGUGCUGGAGCUGCUGGAGGUGCUGCUGGUGCUGCAGGAGGCUCUAGAGCUGCUGGAGGUACUGCUGGUGCUGGUGCUGCUGGAGGUGCUGCUGGUGCUGGAGGUGCUGCUGCAGCUGCUGGAGGUCCUGGAGCUGCUGGAGGUGCUGCUCAUGCUGCUGGAGGUCCUGGAGCUGCUGGAGGUGCUGGAGCUGCUGGAGGUGCUGCUGGUGCUGCUGGAGGCUCUGGAGCUGCUGGAGGUGCUGCUGGUGCUGCUGGAGGCUCUGGAGCUGCUGGAGGUGCUGCUGGUGCUGGUUCGGCAGGAGGUUCUGGUGCUGUCUCUGCUGCUUCUGGGGGCACUUCACGGCCGCGGCCGUACUUCGUUCCGCUCCUUCAGCAGGUUCUUGGUCAGUCGCCUCCUCCUAGUCCUCCUCCCUCCUUAGCUUGUCCUCCGCCUGUCCAGUCGCAAUCGCACCUACCACCUGCCUCGCCACUUCGUGGUCCCUCUCCCUACACUGGUCCGACAGGCGGUCUUACAGAGCGUCGUGAGCCUGAGUCUCGUCCUGUGUCGCCUGUGUCUCGUCCAGUGUCACCUGUUCGUGCUGCUCGCACUGGUCGCCGUGUUCCGCAGUCUGACUCUCUUCGUGCUGCCAGUCCUACUGUCACGCGUCUCCUGGCCACUGUUGUCACUGACCCUUCCUUUGAGACUGCUGCUGCGUCUGCCCUAGUUGCUGAGCUUGUCGACUUUGCUGCUCGCUGUCGUCUAGACUACGCCGAGAUUCUUGUUGCUGAGUCUGAGUCUGUCUGUCCUCCGUCCGUCGGGGGUGAGUGUGCUCUAGGCACGGACGUCCUUGAGGACAGACAGGAGGACCUUGAGUGUCUUGCAGCCGCUGCGCCUCAUCUCGUGUCCAUGCUGCUUGCCUCUGAGGGAGACCCGGAUGCUCCAGACAUCCCUACCCCGCGCUCUUACGCUGAGGCGAUCACGGGUCCCUACUCCUCUCAGUGGCAGACAGCCAUGGAUGCAGAGAUGGCAUCCUGGAAGUCCACUGGCACCUACGUCGACGAGGUUCCCCCUCCUGGGGCGAACAUCGUCAGUGGCAUGUGGAUUUUCAAGGUGAAGCGGCCGCCAGGUUCUCCGCCUGUCUUCAAGGCUCGUUACGUUGCUCGAGGCUUCAGUCAGCGAGAGGGAGUAGAGUUUUUUCAGACCUUCUCCCCCACCCCGAAGAUGACCACUCUUCGAGUGCUGCUGCACGUUGCUGCUCAGCGUGACUACGAGCUUCACUCUCUUGACUUCAGCACAGCUUUCUUGCAGGGCACCCUGCACGAGGAGAUCUGGCUGCGCCGCCCUCCUGGCUUCACUGGGUCGUUUCCUCCUGGUACCCAGUGGAGCCUCCGCCGGCCGGUCUACGGUCUCCGCCAGGCGCCACGUGAGUGGCACGACACACUGAGGACUACUCUUGCGGCACUUGGGUUCGCGCCUUCUACUGCUGACCCGUCGCUGUUUCUGCGCACCGACACUUCGCUGCCGCCGUUCUACAUCCUCGUGUACGUUGACGACUUGGUCUUUGCCACUGCUGACACUGAGGCUCUCGCCCACGUGAAUUCGGAGCUGCAGAAGAGACACACGUGCACAGACCUGGGUGAACUGCGCAGCUACCUUGGCUUGCAGAUCACCCGGGACAGAGCACGGCGCACCAUCACACUGACUCAGUCACACAUGGUGCAGCAGGUCCUUCAGCGCUUCGGCUUCACCUGGUCCUCAGCACAGGCCACUCCUCUGGCUACAGGUCACUCGCUCUCAGCUCUGCCUUCGGAUGAGUCCGUAGAGCCGAGUGGUCCUUACCCAGAGCUAGUUGGCUGCCUCAUGUACUUGAUGACUUGCACUCGUCCUGACCUAGCGUACCCUCUUGGCCUUCUGGCCCGCUACGUGGCUCCUGGCAGGCACCGAAAGGUGCACUGGGAUGCUGCAAAGAGGGUAUUGCGCUACUUGUGCAGUACAUCGGGCAUGGGGCUCGUGCUUGGAGGAGGGAGCCCAGUUGUUCUCACUGGGCACUCAGACGCUUCUUGGGUUGACGACCAGGCUACUCAGCGGUCGUCACAGGGUUACACCUUCAGCCUCGGCUCUGGCUCAGUUUCGUGGCGUUCUACACGCUCGUCUUCAGUUCUCAGCUCCAGUUGUGAGGCUGAGAUCUACGCCACAGCCAUGGCUGCACAGGAGUUACGCUGGCUCACCUACCUGCUGACCGACCUUGGAGAGCGGCCUCGUUCUCCUCCAGUGCUGUACGUCGACAACAAGGCUGCCAUUGCCUUGUGUGAGGAGCAUAGACUGGAGCACAGAACGAAGCACAUCGCUCUACGUUACUUUCUGGCUCGAGAGUUGCAGCAGCGUGGUCAGCUUCGUCUGCGUUACGUGGCCACUCAGGCCAACACUGCUGAUAUAUUCACCAAGGCGCUUCAGUCUGGUGAUCAUCAGCGUUUCUGCACUUUGCUAGGGCUUGUGCCCACUUUUCCUCACUUGUUGUAG